AUGCUGAAGCUAAGGCCUACACCGCUUACGCCUCUCAAAUGCGAACACACGAGCGUAGAAGGGAUGAAGCAUGCAUCUGCUGGCUCAGAAUGGGUUCUCCCACUCGCGGUCGUAUGUUUCUGGCCAGGGGCGGCUACACAGACUUCAACAUCAACCACGCAGACAACUGUUACAUCCACCGUACCACCAUACCAAUAUUUUCAGGGCGACUGGUCGACAUGUUCGGCGACCUGCGCAGUAGGCACACGCACGCGCGAGGUCUUCUGCUAUGAGACCUGCAGUGUACCUCAAUUUUGCGAGGUUGCAGAGGCAUUUUGUCGAGAUUCUCCAAAACCUGCGGACUUCGAUUACUGUUGGCCGGCAGUUGUGUCCUGUCCAGAUUCAACAACCGGCACAUUCACGACAACUUUCACAAGCACGUUUUCUACUAACACCCAAACGGUCACAUCACAAACUUCAACCCAGGGCGUGCGGCCAGGCUGGCAAUGUGCUUGGGAUGCCACCACAGGAUGCGUGAUCGGCUCCAUCGCUCAAGUACAAUGCGGAUCGAACUGCCCGUGCUGUCGGCGCGCGGACGUCAAGUCCACCACGCCGCGGCCCUUUGAGCCAACCGAUACUGGAAAUGAGGUGUCUGCAGCUGUCAUUGUCAUUGUAGCCUUGACAUCCGUGGCACUGGGGUCCGGUUUUGCCGUUGCUGGCUGGCGAUCGUGCGCCAAAUCCCGGAGGAAAACCCAUGCCACCGGCAGUCACGUCCCGAAGGCGGAGGCAUAUGGCCACGGAGAUAGCCAGACCGGCCCGAGAAGGGUGCGCGAAGAGCGUGCUGGACAACACGAAGAAGACACGGUCUACGACAGGAAGCUGGGCAAAGGCAUCCCCUCUGCUGCUCCGGAUGGCUUUUUCGACGGGCCUCCAGACUGGAUGAACGAUGAGGAAAUGGGUGCGUCGAGUCCAAGCAGGGAUCGAGCUACCAGCAGGUCUCAAACUGCCACGGGGAAUCUUUUCACAGGCAGCGAAGAGAAAGAGAAGGCGCGUUCCACUCAAUCCAGUCCCAUGAAAAAGGGCAGGCAUGACGGGGCUCUGGCUUUUCAUCGCGCCAUGGACAGUCAUCGCGUGGCAGCUCCUUGUCUUGAUGCUUUGAGGUUCAUGCCAGCAGAGGCAGGCAAGGAUGACAGCGACCACUUUGCACAGCAGGAGUCUCCAAGAGUGAGUCCGACUUCACCUUCGGGGACCCUGCCUCCUGGUUAUGCAUCAGCUGCACGACGCAACCGUCGCACAGGCAAGCAGAUGCCGGACAUGGAUGACUUCGCAUCUGACAGUCAGCACGUCCCUGGUGAGGCGAACACAGCUUCGCCACGACAAAGCCACUCCAAGACCGCAGCCCCAUCUGGCAAGGCGCAGCAGGAGCAGAAGGAUGAACCCCGGGGCAAGCAGGACCGCUCGCACCACGACGGCCCUCGUGCUGCGGGGAAUGCUGACGAUGAGCCUGGACGAAAAAGCAAGCAGCAGAACAAGCAGGGCAUGCCAGGUGCAUCUGGCACUCCGCAUGGAGACGAGCAGCGAACCAAUCCACGGGUGGCAGCAAAUUCUGCUGCUGCACCAGAGGCUGCUGAUCUCAUCGCAAAGGUCGAUAAAGAGCUUGAUCAGACGCAGAGCAAGGACUUGGAAACUCGCCGGCGGACGUUCAAGAACCUCAUCCUCAAGUGGCAUCCGGACAAGAACCACGAAGAAGCUCUUGCGGCAGAGGUUUUCCGCCAUCUGAUGUCCCGCCGGGGCCGUUACCUGGAGGCUUGA
Molecule: messenger RNA, 1791 nt
Organism: Symbiodinium natans
Lineage: Eukaryota; Dinophyceae; Suessiales; Symbiodiniaceae
Source: the annotation of a GenBank genome assembly